AUGGAUUUCAUCCCAAACCUAUCCCCAUGGACGUGGUUCCUUCUGGCUGCAUUCUGGGUUCUUCUAUUAGUGUGAGUAUGCAAUAUGCAGGCAAUACAACAAAACUUGUCCCCUCCCUACUCGGUGCAUACACCUGUAAUAUGGUGUAACAGGGGUGGGAUGCUUCUCUUUGCCCUUGGUAGAAGUUUUAGGACAAGUUCUUUUUAAAUGAAAGGUGCAACGGUGAGAUGUCUAUUCAGUCGUCUAAUGUUCCCUGGUGUCAUAUUGCAUACGUAUUUCAAGUAUUGCUGGACCUAACAAACUGUAAGGAUCUCCUGCACUCACCUAGCUUACCAAAUACUUAAUUACUUCUCACAUGAUCUCAGUCAGCAUUGGUCUGGCUGAGAAUUAUGAGAGUUGUAAUACAAAAACUUGGUAGCUACCUGUAUGUUGUCUAGUAUGUAAAACUGAAAGGUCACGAAAAUGUGUAUUUCCCUGCAAUUUUCAUGGCUUCAUGAAUUUUUAACAUGUGCUUUUUAUAUGUGGUGGUGCUAGGCUACCUUUACCUUAUAAGCCCAGUCAUUCAUUGUAUCCCAUGUAUAAAGGAGAGGUUUGUGUGAGAUGCUUUCUUGUUAUACACAAAGGUUAAUGCUUCUUUACAAACCUAAAGGGUGCUAAUUUUGAAAGAAAUGUCAACUCUUUGAAUGUGAGUGCUGAGUUAACUUUGUGUAUUUUCCUAUACUAAAUGGUAACUACCUCCUCAGAUAUGGACUGUAUCCUUAUCGAUUCUUUAAGAAGUUUGGGAUUCCAGGACCCACACCAUUACCGUUUAUAGGAACAUUUCUGGGAUAUAGAAAAGUGAGUCCUUGUUUCUUUGCAAGUGUGUGUACUAAAUGCUCUGUUUGAUAAGGGUACAAUCAAAGUAUAUUUACGGUUAUAAAUACAUUAAAUAAUUUAAUCAAUGUGUACUUAAGUAGUUAGUGCUUAUGACCGAUGGAAGUGUUUUUCUUAAAACCUAAAUGAUUUAAUAUUUUUGAAUAAACUUUUAAUGUUUUUUUUCCCCCAAAAAAUAUAUUCUAUAAAAAAAUAAAUCAGAACAUUACAAUAUAUUUCAUAAUACUAAAUCAUUUAAAAAGUUUAUCCAAAAAUUUGAAGUCAUUUGGAAAGCUUAUCCAACAAUAUUACAUCAAGGCCUUAGUUACAAUUUUAUGACCGCAUACCUUUCAAUAACUCUCAUCCCUGCUUACACCUGAACGUGACAAAGUUACAUCAGACAGCAUAGGCAUAUUAUCUACAUAGCAUGGCUAUCAUAGUAACCUGUGAAAUCAUGUGAUACAAGUCUCAUGUAGUGGAGGUAUUAGGCAAUAAUAAUUAUUAUAGGUUUUGGGCACAGCUUCCAAAACCUAUAAUAUUUAGAUUUUUUUUUUCAUUAUAUAUAAACAAUAUGGGCAUGGUUGCAGGACUUAAAUUUUUUUUUUUUUAAACUUCUUUGAUUCACUAUUGUGAAUAAACACAUAUCCUAUUUUUUAUAGGAUUAACAUAUUCUCCAUUUAAUUACUUCCUCUCAAAUGCUCUCAAACAUGUGGGAAGAAAGUAGAAACUCCAGAUAACUUUUUGGAUACUUUAUACAAGUUUUUGAGUACACUAUACUCAGGGGAAUUCAGACAGUAAGUUUCAUAGUUUAGAAAGAUCUCCACAAUUACUCAAUGACGUUAUGAUGUGUCUUGUUUUUACAUGCGGAAUAAUAGCGUGUCUUAUGAGAUUGUUUUUCUGUUCGCAGGGGGUGCUGCAGUUUGACAUGGAAUGCUUUAAGAAAUAUGGAAAGUUAUGGGGGUAUGUGGCAGUGAUUCUUGGAUAUAUGGCCUAGUGUUUUGAUAAAAACAAGAAAAUGAAGCAUAAAUUAUCAUGGACACUGUGAUUCCAAUAGGUUACAUCAGGGCUUGACAAAUUUGAUUUGAUUCUAGGAGCCAGCUAAAAAAAGUUAGGAGCCAGAUUUUUUUUUUACUUACAUAGCUUUAUAUUCAAUGACAAAAAUAAAUUUUUCAAAGGGACAUGAUAGUCACCAGGACCACUACAGCUUAAUAUAGUGGUUCUGGUGUCUAUAGCCUGUCCCUGCAGGUCUUUCAGUGUAAACACUGACUUUUCAUGGCGCCUGGGAUUUGUCGAGCCCUGAGUUAUGUGACUUGCUUAGGUUGGUGAAAAGGGUUAUGUGACUUGCUUCAGUCGGUGAAAGGGUUAAAAUCACAUUUUGUUUCCACUAUACCGGGAAUAAUGAUUACAAAAAAUCCCACUUAACACUACCCACACCUAUAAAAGCUGUCACCACCAAGGCAAUUUAUAAACAGAGUGCCCCAACCAAAUAAGAUUAAAAACUUACAAAACACAGUAUAGAAGAUAUGCCUAUAAAGUCACAGUAUUACUCUAUAAGGCUAAUUUGCCUCCAGCGGUGAUGUCCACUACCCCCUAGACCAGGCAUAGGCAACCUUCGGCACUCCAGAUGUUUUGGACUACCCCUUCCAUGAUGCUUUGCCAUUAUUAUGGGUGUAAGAGCAUUAUGGGGAAUAUAGUCCAUAACAUCUGGAGUGCCGAGGGUUGCCUAUCCCUGCCCUAGACAAUCCGGCUUUUAAAUUGUCACUUUCAGUAAGUGCGGAGUGCUGCCGGACAUGGGUGUUGCUGAUUGGCCGACCCUCUCAGACCAUCAAUAACUCCCCAUUCACAAAACUGUCUUGGAAAGAAACAUGUACACUAUAUAUUGUGAGUGUUUCCUCUUUAACUCUGACAGCAUAUCUGAUAAGGUUCUGGUGGUAGUAAUACAUAUUACAAUUCCUCUAUGUUGUUUGGUUUACAAACAGUAAAAUAAAGUAUGCCUUAACCCCUUAAGGACCGCGGACGGUUCAGGACCGUCAUCAGAAUUUUUACAUUGCCGACCGCUGAUGGUCCUGAACCGUCCUAACGGUCUUAGUUACUUACCGGAUCGCCGUUGUUAAUUAGGAAAAAAAAAAAUUAAAAAAAAUAAAUAAAUAUAUAUAUAUAUAUAUAUAUAUAUAUAUAUAUAAAUAGCGAAGGCUUGCACUCCUGGUGUAAUCCUGUGGUGCCCGGACACAAAGAAAUAUAUACCCCCAAUCCCUCAAAAUAAUUUACCUUAAUUGUGUACUCACCUAGCCAUGAGACAGCUUGCCCUGCAUUAGAGAGUAAUGUAACUCUGAGUGUGGUGGCCAUGUGUGCAAGGCCCAGAAAAGGGGCGGGGCUACAGGUUACUAAGUAACAAUCCAAUUGGACUGGUUGCUUUCCACUUUGUUACUAAGGUUACUAAGUAACAAUCCAAUUGGACUGGUUGCUUUCCACUAUAUCUAAACCUAAACAAUUUACUGUUGACCGAACAUCUGGGGAAUCAACCUCUGACUCAGAACCAUCACACUCUAACCAGUCCAACAAAUCCUCUACACAAGAUUUUUUAGAGCAGGAUCAAGGACCACCUUCCAGGGUCCAUACAAGGAAUUUAACAAGACAAAGAGAAGGUAUGUUACCAGAAGGGGCCAGAAAGGCCGAUCAUACCACAAGGGGAAAACCACCACGACCACCGAGGUAAUCCCAAUCUUCAACCUAUCAAAUAGAAUAUUAACACCCAAUGAAACCGAACUACUCAAAAAAGGACUUUCUUUUGUGCCAACCAAUCUCCCAAACCACCUUCAGAGUGACGUAGAAUUAUACAAAUUCGGAAGAACCAUACGCCUGAAGGAAUUCUUCAAAAACACCUCCUCCCCAACUACCAGUGAAAUGGGUCACUUUAGAGCCAAAAGCACCUUUGACCCUCCAACACAGCAGUUAUCAAUAAGGACAUUUCUGCGUAAUAUGCAGCGAGACAUGGAUAUAAUCUUGCAAACCAAACAACGUCAUUUCAGCAACAUAACGAAGCAAGACCUUGAACUUAUCCGCUCACUAGCAAACGAUGUGAACUUGGUCAUUAGACCGGCGGACAAAGGUGGAGGCAUAGUACUUCUUAACUACUGUGACUAUCGAGUGGAACUUCUAUCCCAGCUUCAAGAUACAGACACCUACACCAAACUUAAGGGCGACCCUACAGCAUGUAUCACACAACAAAUCUCAGCGAUUGUACAAAGAGGAGUGGAAGCUAACUUUGUGACAACAGAGUUACAGAAAUUCUUGAUCCAGUCCACACCUAAGACUCCGAUUAUUUACACCUUACCCAAGGUACACAAGAGCAUUGAUCAUCCACCAGGCAGACCCAUAGUGUCAGCCAUAGGGGGAGUACUGGAACCAUUGGCUCAGUGGCUGGACUAUUUAUUUAAAGAUACAGUUGUCAAGCUUCCCACCUGCAUUAAAGAUACCCCAGACCUAUUGAAACUUCUGGACACCAUCAAUUUACCCAACACUACUACACUGCUGGUAACGUGUGAUGUGAAAAGUCUCUACACAAUCAUUCCUCAUUUGGAUGGUAUAGAAGCAAUGCGCAAAGUGUUACAAGACUCAACAACAUACACAGGCCCCCCGAUUGAAUACGUCAUGGAAAUCCUGGAGGCAGUCCUUACACUUAACUACUUCAGAUUUGAAGAAACUUGGUACCAGCAAAUAGCGGGGACCUCCAUGGGAGCAGCUAUGGCACCCAUGUAUGCCAACAGCUUUAUGUUUAUAUUUGAGACCCUCCACAUUCUACAACCGUAUGAAGCAAAUAUUUUAUUCUAUAGGCGCUUCAUUGAUGACGUGUUCCUUAUAUGGAAGGGAGAUCACCAGUCCAUUUUGGAGAUGAUAGAGGCCAUCAACAGGGCACCCACACCGGUCAAAUUAACGAUGACAGUGAGCCAGGAUGCAGUGAAUUUUUUGGAUGUCCAUAUCUUUAAAAAAGAGAUGAAGCUUGGGUAUACUUUAUUCACCAAGACAACGGAUCGUAACACCCUACUCCAGGCUGACAGCUUUCACCCACGACACUUGAAAGAAUCCUUACCACUCUCCCAGUUCCUAAGGGUUAAAAGGAAUAACUCAGAUCCCAUGAGAGCAUGCUUACAAACUAAAGAAACAUGGAAUAGGUUUAAACAGAGAGGCUACAAGGAUGCUACUCUUCAGAAAGCACUUGAUAAGAGCCAACAGCCUAUGAGAGAGAAAAAAGAUGAUACACCACGACUAGUCUUUCCGACCACCUACAAUACGGCAUCCCACAGCCUCAAGAACACCUUGCACUCCAACUGGCGUUUACUAUCAGAAGAUCCAACACUACCAAAAAUCUUUCAGAAUCCACCCAUGUUGUGCUAUAAACGGGGAAAAAAUCUACGUGACCUCCUGGUAAAGACGGACCCAGUACACUGCUACACCAAACAACAAACAGCACAGAGCCUUGGUUGCUAUCGCUGUCUGGGCUGUGUCACCUGCAGCCACAUGAUACCUGGAAAAUUCUUCCAGCAUCCACACACUGGGCGGAAGUACCAAAUUAGGCAUAGGUUGACCUGCACUUCGGAUUUUGUCAUCUAUAAACUCCAGUGUCCGUGUGGCCUCUCCUAUGUGGGCAAAACUGACCUCCCACUGAGGGAACGGAUCCGCAACCACAGAUCCAACAUUCGCAUUGCCUAUAGGGACAAUAAGGCUGAACUCCCUGUAGCAAAACACUUUUUGGCCCAUGGCCACACGUUACCCACCCUGAAAUUUAUGGCUAUAGACCAUAUACCCCCCCUCAGACGUGGGGGUGAUCGAAGUAAACUUCUUCUACAACGUGAAACGUUCUGGAUAAAAACUUUGGACACAGUAUAUCCCAGAGGCUUGAACGAGAAGUACACAUUAUCUAUGUUUCUAUAGUACAUUUUUUUGUUUCCCUGUAGGAGUUAAAUACACUGUUUAAUCUCAUCCAAUAAUCCUAAACAUAUUUGUUUAUACAGCAAUGUGUAUAAAUUGUCUUGUUGCUAUAAUUUGAUUUAUGCUCCCCCUGCAUACAUUGCAUAUCAUUCCAUUGCUUAUUCCAUGCAUGGUAAUUAGGCUAUUACACAUAGUUUGGCCACACAUACUAAUCAUAUAGGGGUUAAAUACCCUACUAGACCACCAUACUCCAAUGCUGUGUGCUAUGUACCUAAGAGAUAACACUACUCAUGUCACAUCUUGUAUAUAAUCAUAAAUAACUAUGCAGGGGACACUAUGCAAUUCAACACUGGUCAUUUUGUCUGUCCAUAUUAUUUAUUAAACUUUAGUACCCUAUGCAUAAUCAAUGUAUUAACCCCUUAAGGACGGAGCCAAAUGUACACGUUGUGAACAAAACAAAAUGUAAACAAAACCUGGCAUUUGCGCUACAUGUCUGUCCAACCGUAAUACACCUCUUUCAUAGUAAAUGCACCCACCCUUAUUAUAUAUCAUUUUAUUCAGGGGAAACAGGGCUUUCAUUUAAUAUCAAAUAUUUAGCUAUGAAACAUAAUUUAAUAUGAAAAAAAUGGGAGAAAAUACGAUUUUAUUGGAUUUUUUUAGUUCUACAUGACAAUUAAACGGUCAGUGUCAUAAUACUGUUUGCUUUUACUGCAAUAAAAUACACAUAUUUGUAUUCAGCAAAGUCUCACGUGUAAAACAGUACCCCCUAUGUACAGGUUUUAUGGCGUUUUGGGAAGUUACAGGGUCAAAUAUAGCACGUUACAUUUGAAAUUGAAAUUCGCCAGAUUGGUUACGUUGCCUUUGAGACUGUAUAGUAGCCAGGAAUGAAAUUUACACCCAUAAUGGCAUACCAUUUGCAAUAGUAGACAACCCAAGGUAUUGCAAAUGGGGUAUGUCCAGUCUUUUUUAGUAGCCAUUUGGUCACAAACACUGGCCAAAGUUAGCGUUAGUAUUUGUUUGUGUGAAAAAUGCAAAAAACGCCAAUUUUGGCCAGUGUUUGUGACUAAAGAACUAACUGGACAUAUUUUGCAAUACCUUGGGUUGUCUACUAUUGCAAAUGGUAUGCCAUCAAAGGGGUAAUUUUCAUUCUUAAGCUAACAUAGGGUCUCAAAGGCAGCGUAACCAAUCUGGCGAAUUUUAAUGUGAAAAAAAUGAAACGCAAGCCUUAUAUUUGACGCUGUAACUUUUGAAAACACCAUAAAACCUGUACAUGAGGGGUACUGUUGUACUCGGGAGACUUCACUGAACACAAAUAUUUGUGUUUCAAAACAGUAAAAAGUAUCAUAGCAAUAAUAUUGUCCGUUUAAUGCUGUUUGUGCGUGAAAAAUGCAAAAAACGUCACUUUUACUGGCGAUAUCAUCGUUGUAAUACAUUUUACUGUUUUGAAACACUAAUAUUUGUGUUCAGCGAAGUCUCCCGAGUAGAACAGUACCCCCCAUGUACAGGUUUUAUGGUGUCUCGGAAAGUUAUAGGGUUAAAUAUAGUGCUAGCAAAUUAAAUUCCCUUUACUUUCGGCAUGGGUUGUCAUGCAGGUCCUGCUAAUUGUAAUUAAUUAAGAUACCUAAUUAUGUAAAAAUAUUACAUAAAUAUAUAUGUAGAAUCAAUAUAUGUAUAUAUAUAUACGUAUGUGUAUAUAUAUGUAUAUAUCUAUAUAAUUUUUUAAAAAAUAUUUUUAUUUAUAUAUAGGUAUAUAUAUAGUGAUAUAUACGUAUAUAUUUAUGUGUAUAAAUAUAUAUAUUAUUUCGUUCUAUGUGUAUUUUGAUAUAUAUAUAUAUAUAUUAAUUUCACAAUACAGUUAGAACGAAAUAACACACAUCUAUAUAUUUUUUAAUUAUUUAUUUUUAAUUAUUUUUGUAAUUUUAUUUUUUAACGUAUUUACAUUUUAAUUUUUUUUAUAAUAUAUAUAUAAAUAUAUAUAUAACAAUAAUUAUAUAUAUAUUUAAUCAGUAUCAGUCUACGUGUAAUUUGAUAUUAAUAUAUAUAUAUAAUUAUAUAUAUAUUAAUAGUAAAAUACACCUAGACGGUGUACAUGUGUGUAUGUAUAUGUGUAUAUAUAUACUUUGAUCAUAUAUAUAUAAUAUAUAUAUAUGAUCUAAGUAUAUAUUAUUUAUUUUUUUACACUUUUUAUUUAUUUCAUUUUUAUUUUCAGCCAGCAGGGGGACCACCUGUCAUUACAGGCAGCCCCCCUGCUGGCAAUACAGAAGCCAGCUAUCCCCGGCCAUGUGAUUGUGGGGUCCUCGCUAGGACCCCACUCUCACACGGCCGGGGGGCUUCCUGGAGGACGGUCGUGCCGCGGGGGGCUCCCUGGGAGUCCCCCCCACCGCGAUCGCCGGCGUGGGACCGCCGGCGACCGGGUAAGUACAGAAAGACCGGAGGGCGUACUAUUACGCCCGGCGGCGUUUAGAGCCGCCUAUUAGAGGGUGUAAUAGUACGCCCUCCGGUCUUAAGGGGUUAACAUGGUAACACCUCCUGCAUUGAGCUGUUGUUUUUAUUUUUAUUUUUAAAAUCAUGUAUGUCUAUAUUAAAUGUGUUUUUUAGAUCCGAACCAUGAGAUAUGCCCACCCUAUUUGCUACAAGUUUAAGAAUAGACUUAUAGUUCAGCUCUUUCCUCAGUUACACAGGAACAGAUACAUCCUUUCAGUGCUGCAUUGGAUGAAUUGCUCCAGCACUCAAAGAGUGAAUUUCCAGUAUGAUAACAGAUUUUGGAUUCCUGAUGGCCCUUCCAGCCUGUUAUACUGUUUAAAUAUAUGAAGACAGUCAGAUUCAUUUUUGAAACAUUCUAGACUCUGUAUCCACUCCUACUUUACCCUGAGCUCAAUCAUGUUUGUAGCUACUAGGACACAAAGUGGAAAGCAACCAGUCCAAUUGGAUUGUUACUUAGUAACCUGUAGCCCCGCCCCUUUUCUGGGCCUUGCACGCAUGGCCACCACACUCAGAGUUACAUUACUCUCUAAUGCAGGGCAAGAUGUCUCAUGGCUAGGUGAGUACACAAUUAAGGUAAAUUAUUUUGAGGGAUUGGGGGUAUAUAUUUCUUUGUGUCUGCACUUGUAAGUUAUGUUUUGUCCUGAUGAUAGCUCCAUGUGGGAGCUGAAACGUUGACUUUUUAAAUGGAUUGAAUAAAAGCUAAAUUUUAUUUGAAAAUCUCUAUAAAGUCCUUGGAGUGCGGUCAUUUCUGCUAUGUCUAUAUAUAUAUAUAUAUAUAUAUAUAUAUACAUAUUAUAUCUAUAUAAUAUAUGUCUAUAUAUCAUAAAUAUAUAUAAUGUCAUACUAAGUGUAUUUUUAUAUUAAUAUGUACAUAUAUUAAUAUAAAAAUACACUUAUAACUAAAUUACACACGUGUGUGUGUGUGUGUGUAUAUAUAAUAUAUAUAAUAACUAUAUAUAUAUUGUAUAUAUAUUAUUAUAAAAUAUAAAUAAGUAAUUUAAAUUAAAAAAUGUAAAAAUAAUAAUAAAAAUAAUUUUUUUUUAUAUCUAUAUGAAAUUUUAUUCUAACUGUAUUUUGAUAUAAAUAUAUAUAUAUUUAUAUCAAAAUACACUUAGAAUGAAAUUGUAUAUAUAGCUGUGUAUAUAAAAAAAUUAAAAUACGAAAUAUACAUAUGUCCAUAUACAAAAUUACAUAAAUAAUUAUAUAAAUAUACACAUAGACUUCAAAUAUAUAAAUAUGCAGAUAUAUUUAAAUUCUACGUGCGUAUUUAUGUAAUAUUUUACCCUGUAACGUUCUACGACACCGUAAAACCUGUACAUGGGGGGUACUGUUUUACUCGGGAGACUUCGCUGAACACAAAUAUUAGUGAUUCAAAACAGUAAAACAUAUCACAGCGAUGAUAUUGUCAGUGAAAGUUACUUUUUUUGCAUUUUUCACACACAAACAUCACUUUUACUGAUGAUAUAAUUGUUGUGAUACGUUUUCCAGUUUUAAAACACUAAUAUUUGUGUUCAGCAAAGUCUCCUGAGUAUAACAGUACCCCCCAUGUACAGGUUUUAUAGCGUUUUUGAAAGUUACAGGGUCAAAUAUAUGGGUCAAAUAUUUUUACAUUGAAAAUGGCCAGGUUGGUUACGUUGCCUUUGAGAGCGUAUGGUAGCCCAGGAAUGAGAAUUACCCCCAUGAUGGCAUUCCAUUUGCAAAAGAAGACAACCCAAGGUAUGUCCAGUCUUUUUUAGUAACCACUUAGUCACAAACACUGGGCAAAAUUAGCGUUCAAUUUAGUUUUUUACUUUUUUCACACACAAACAAAUAUGAAUGCUAACUUUGGCCAGUGUUUUCAACGAAUUGGCUACUAAAAAAGACUGGACAUACCCCAUAUUGAAUACCCUGGGUUGUCUACUUGAAAAAAAAUAUGUACAUGUGGGGUGUUAUUCAGAGAUUUGACAGAUAAUAGUGUUACAAUGUCACUAUUGAUAAAUUUUUAAAAUAUAUGUUUUGAAACCGCAAUAUCCUACUUGUACCUAUAGUCCUAUAACUUGCAAAAAAAAGCAAAAAAGCACGUAAACACUGGGUAUUUUUAAACUCAGGACAAAAUUUUUAAUCUAUUUAGCAGUUUUUUUCAUUCGCUUUUGUAAAUGAGUAAAAGAUUUUUCAAGUAAAAGUCAAAAAACUUAAUUAAAUUACAUGAUAUUAUAUAAAUAAUGGUAUGUAAGGAAAGCCCCUUUUGUCCUCAAAAAAACAAUAUAUAAUUUGUAUGGGAACAGUAAAUGAGAGAGUGGAAAAUUACAGCUAAACACAAACACCACAAAAGUGUAAAAAGCUGCCUGGUCGCAAAUGUACAACAUCGCAAAAACAGUCCGGUCCUUAAGGGGUUAAUUACUAUUGCUAUACCAUUCCAGAUAUUUGCCCACAUAAACACAAUUUAAGCCAUUGCUUCACAGGUGCAGUUCACCUCAAAGGUCUCAGUUAAACACAGCCAAAUUAAACUUAACCAUGCUGUAAUCAAUCAAACCACGUUUAUUGGAUAAUCCUUCCGUGCAUACACUACGCACAUCACAUUAGUUAAUUUGUUGUGACAAUUAAACAAUGAAUGCACACAGAGUAACUGACUAUUUUUAUAGGGACAAUGAAUUGCACUCCAUGGGCAUAACAUAGGUGUACUCAGAUCUCUGUGGAAAAAGCCAGAACCCUCUAGUUGGGAAUACAGAAACCAGAUCCUGUCUACCCAAUGAUGAACAUAAAAUUACCUUUACAUAAAAUGCCUGGAUGCAAUUUUCUUUUUAGCCAUAAUAAACUAACAUGGCAGACUAGAGGUAGAACUGGGGGUGAGGUACAGUUGUUGUGAAUGUGAUUCCUGCAGUUGACAUUUGUCAGAGUCCUUUUUUAUUAGGGUGUCCAACCCAGUUUUAUAAGUGAACAUUUAUAGGUGAACAGCUGUGCAAAAUUUAGUGACAAUUAUUUUUUUUUUCUGAACCAACACACCUAAACCAUAUUAAUUUAUUUUUUAAAAUUGCCAACUAAAUAUUUUCUCAAAUACAAACUUGAUAAACAAGGGACAAAAUAUUUUUCUCUAUAUUUUCCAUUGAUAACUUUUUUUUUCAUGAUUUUAAUUUGAAUGAGCUAACCUACAAUGACGCAAUAAGCCAUGCAUUAUGGUGUGCUGUUGUGGGCACUUAUUGUUCUUAUUAUUUAUAUAUAGCGCCAACAAAUUCUAGAGCACUGUAAAUUAGAUGGACUAACAAAUAAUUGCAACAAGACAAGUUGAAUGCACAGGAACAGAAUGUGCAGAGGGCCCUGCUCAAAUGAACCUAUGACACAAGGUACACUAGAUCGUUUAAAUGAGCAAAAAUAAUUGUGCAAUAUGGAGUUUAUUCUGUAAAUAAGGGGAAAAAAAUAGCUUAUUUGGAAAUUUUACAACUGUUGUUUUGGUCUAACAUUCCCUAAAAUUCCCUUCCUAGUAAGGUAAAUAACUACCUGUGACUCCCACAAUACAUCUUAAAACACCAGAGGCAGCAGCUAGCCACCCGGCCUUAGGUAAUACAUUUAUUUUGGUACACUGUGUCUAUUGGUUCAUUGCUACUGUCAUUUUAACCCUGGAAUGUAAAACAUUGCAUUUUUAUUUUUUUUUUGAAAUCUGCCUCUGGAGACUCUUCCUGGCAAGACCUCCACUGAAUGUUGCAUCAUAACACAUUUACACACUACACCAUACUAGGUUGUUUUUAACCCCUUAAGGACCAAACUUCAUGUGUCCUUAAGGGGUUAAAGUGUCUUUGUUUACAUUAUUUUUUAGUUAUGAUGCAGUGUUAAAUUUAAUGAAACAUAUAUAUAUAUAUAUAUAUAUAUAUAAUAUACAGUUGAAUUGAAUUAAUAUAUGUAAAAUGCUAACUCCUUACAUUGUCUUACGUUAUCUGUUUCAGGCUUUAUGAUGGCAGACAGCCAGUACUUGCUAUUAUGGAUCCUGUUAUAAUUAAAGCUAUUUUAGUGAAAGAGUGUUACACUAACUUCACCAAUAGACGGGUGAGCUGACAAUCAUACUCACACAAUGGAACAUUGACUGUUAUUCAGAGGUUAUCUUAAUCCUGUUUUAUCUGCUCCUUCUGCAGAACUUUGGUCUAAAUGGGCCCAUGGAGUCAGCUCUCACUAUUGCAGAAGAUGAGCAGUGGAAGAGGAUCCGCCAUGUUCUCUCCCCCACAUUCACUAGUGGGAGACUCAAAGAGGUAAACAGCACAAACUUUGUUAUGCUACACUCCAUCUCUUCCCUACGGAAUUACGGGAGGCCAUUUUCUGAGGCCAAGCAGCAGUUCUACAGAUUAAAUUUAAUACCUUAACUUAAAGGAUUACUUUAAACAAAUAAUAGUGUUUCAAGAAAAAUACUGUUGUUGGUCAGAGUGUCCUUUCCCAACUUGGUCCCUCCCCCCAAAAUGGGGGAGGGUGUGAAAAUAGCUAGAAUUCACAUUGGUUCCAUUGCCGAGACCAAGUUCUCUUUUAAAAAUAAAAAAGUGACUGUAUCCAUAAAAAUGUCUAGGCUUUUUGUGGUAACAUCAUUAUCAGGUAUUGAUAAAUUUGUAGACUUUUUAAAAUCUAUUUUUACCUUCCGCCUAAAGGGGGUUAAAAAUGUGUUGCAUUUUAUGAACAGAUCCUGUCGAUUAUUUUUUGUGCUAUUUACUUUGAGGAUCAGCUAUUCUUAUGGACUGGAGUCAGAGUGAGCACCUGACCGAAAUUUCUGCACUAUCAAUUAUAUGUUCUGAGGUCUACCCCUUGGUGUGGAGACUGUCCAUUGUAAAGUUGUGAUUAACCCCUUCAUUGGCAUUUCGAGGAUAGUGUCGACCUGUAUUUCAGUGAUGUUUCAAGUAGUCUUUCAUCCCUAUUCUCCUCUGCUCACGUCACUCCUAGUUGGAGGGGAACGCUGAUGUCAGAGAUUGCGUGCUGAAAAGAGUACAUGGUGGGGGGGUUUGCCAUCAAACCUCCCUGUGUUCCAAGAGAUAUAAUAUACGUUGUAAUAAUAUUUAUAUCAUGACAAUUUUCUGUCGCUGUAGUAACAUGUUAUUCAUUGAUUGUACAGUGCUGUAGAAUAUGUUAUUGCUAUAAAAAAUAAUAAUAGAAACAGCAGCAAUAUAUUAUAUUAUGUUUAUGAACUGUCAUUUUCUAAAGAUGUUUCCAGGCAUCACAAUUCUAACUAGAGUGGUGCUGAAAUAUGUGCUUUGUGUAAAGAAGGGGGACUCAAUUCCAGUUAUGGAGGACCAGUAAUAGGUCAGACUGUUAUUAUAUUCUAAACACACCAAAUGGUGGUAUGUGUAAAUCUGACUUGUUACUGAUUCCUGAGUGUUAGAGUGGAAAAAAUACUGUUGUGAUAAACUUAUUUUUAUAAAAUUAGUAUUGCUUCAACUGAUAUGGAUUUGGGUCAUUAAGUGCUCAUCUUGUAACAAAAUCCACCAAUGUCUAACUAAAUUUCCUCUUCUCUUUCAGAUGUUACAUAUUAUGAAAGAAUACUCAAAUGUUCUGGUGAAGAAUAUGCAGGUUUAUGUAGAUAAAAAAGAACCAUGUGUCAUAAAGGAGUAAGUGUCAUCUUAGAAAUACACAUUUAUUUGUACUUAUGUAGACAGUUGAUGUCUGUAGCAAAUAAACUUUGCAUAGAACUCAAGUCAGUGUAGUGCCAAAAUGUAAAGGAACACUAUAACAUUACCAAUACAUGUUUGAAUUCCUAACUCUCUAAUUAUUAAUUACCUAUUUAAUGUUGUCGUCCCCACACCCUAGCCACGUAAACGUUUGAAAGGUAAGAUUUACUGACAUCCAUGCUGAAUCAUCCAAUGGGAGGCAAUGGAAACUUUGGAGCCUAGUUCAAAUGCUUGGCAAAACACCACACUGUACCAAUCCAAUGGUUUCUCUAAGACCAUCUGCUUUAUAAAAAAUAAUGAUAAUGAAGUGGUCUGGGUGCAAAACAGCUAUGCAUUAAGUUUGUCUACUCUGGCCUUAAAUUUGAAAUUUACUUUGAAAUCUCACUUUACUUAAUAACGUUAGUAGUUACAGUAACAGUUAAUAAUGUCAGUUUUUGUGUUCUUUGUUUUGUUUUUCCAACUUGCUUUUUUAGCUUAAAGUUUCUUACUCAACUGUAAAGUCACAAGUAAAGUAAUUUCCUGGUUUGUUUUAUUUUAGCUAAAUAUUUCUAAGGGCACUGUUUUGUGACUCAUUAUAAAUAAGUCAGUAUUUCUAAACUAGACAGGAAAUUGCAUCAUCUAUCAAAUUUACAAAGUUACACAUACUGUGAUUAUAUAUUUGUAUUAUGUUUUAGUGUUACAGGCGCUUAUAGCAUGGAUGUUGUCACCAGCACUUCAUUCAGUGUCCAUAUCGACUCCCUAAACAAGCCUAAUGAUCCAUUUGUAAUGCAUAUCAAGAAGGUUCUAAAAGUGGGCCUUUUCAGUCCAGUACUCAUCAUUGCUGGUAAAGUGUUUUUAUAAAAUUCUCAUAUUUUGCUUAUUUAUGACCAGUGUAUACAUUUUGUUCCAGGCCAAAUUUCUUAUUAAAUGACCACUAAAGGCAUCCAGGCCACUUCAUCUCAUUUUAAUUCGGCAAUGUAAAACACUGCAGUUUAGUAGAAACUGUAAUGUUUCCAUUACAAGGUUAUACAACUCUACUGGCUGUGCUGACUGCCACUAGAGAUGUUUGCCUGUGAGAACCAAGUCAAACUAUGUUUUCAAUCAAUUGCUGCUCCUAGAGCACCAUUUGACUGGUGCAGCAAUAUGGGCACAUAUGCCCUAGCUGUUUCCAGUGCCUCCAUAUGAGGAGGCAUUAGAUUGCCUGAGAUCAUUAGAAUUGCUAAUCUUAGCCAUGAAGGCAGCCGUGAAGAGAUGUGGUGAUGGAGAAAAGGUAAAUAAAACUACCCUUUUGCUUCACACCGCUGGGGAGAGGUUAUUAUCCUAACGCUAUAGUGUUCUUUUAAAGGUGUACCGUUAAUGGUAUGUUUAUAAUUUAAAGUGAACCUGUUUUGGUUUAAGUUACUUUUAACAUACCAAAACUGAUGAUCUAUCUCCCUUCCCAUACAAAGCUAGCCUAGUGAAUCCCUGGGGUGUUCACAAACCAAAAAACAAACAAACCCUAAUAAGUGUUGGCUCUCUAAGGGAACAGUAACCAAAGUUUUGUCUUUCCCUGGCCUUUUUGUUAUUUUGACUUUCUUAGUGCUGAUACUUACUAAUUCUAUCUAAGCGUUAAUCCCAGCCAUUCUAAUAUCCAGUAAAACACCUAUUUAUUACAACUGCUUUAUCUUUGGUAGGUUGUUGACCUAUAUUUUGCCGAGGAUCCCCUCCUGUUCGUGACAGGGACCCUUCCUCUACUUUAUUUGUACUGGCGACCCUUUUUGAAAAUUUAAACAGAAAAGGUUAACGUGACAUUUUUUUUACUAUAAAUUUAUGGUACUCUACUUUUACAGUAUUUUAACGCUUAUGACAUCUAUUUUUCUGGUGUCAUGCAGAGACUGCACCUAUGCCAGGAAUAUUGAAUUGGCUGAGAUUUCCAAGGAGGCGGGGUGGGGGCAGAGCCAAACACCAUCCUGGCCAAUCAGCAACUCUGCAUAGAGAUGCAUUUAAUCACUGCAUCUCUAUAAGGAAACAUCAGUGUCUCCAUGCAGAGGGUGGGGACACUAAAUGUCAGUGCUGCACAUUUUGCAACACUGCCUCAGGAAGCACCUCUAGUAGAUAUCUGAGGAGUGACCAGUGGUGGUAUACAUAGGGUUCAAUGUAAACGCUGCCUUUUCUCUCAAAAUACAUUGUUUGCAGUAAAAAACCUACAGGAACUGACUAUACUCACCGGAACAACUACAAUAAGCUGUAGUUGUUCUGGUGACUAUAGCGUCCAUUUAAACAUCUACUAGACACACUCAAGGUCAAGGCAUGAACGCAAUCAAGGGGCAUUAUUCUAAUGAUUAAAAGUGCACAGUUAUUACAUUUUUCUCUCAUAGGUUUAUGCACCAAGUAAGCCAUUCAUUUGUUUCAGAUGAAAAAGUGGAAAAUACUCAGGGAAUCAUUUUUGAAUUAUCACAAUUAAGUACUAGAAUUAAUUGAGUUAAAGGGUGACUUCAUGCACCAUCACCACUUCAAUAACUUUAGCUUUGCUGCACAAACAGAAAUAAACCCCUUUGCUGCCGGAGAGUUCCAGGUUGGCUAAUAUCAAUUCUGUGCAAAAUAUUUGACGUCAGACAGCCCAAGCACCUUCCUCUACCUCUUACGUCCACCCUCUAUUUAUCCUCUCUGACCAUGUAAGAUUAUGACUUUUCUUUUUAUGUACUUUGUCUUUGGGCUGGGAAGACCACCCCAAAAAUGGAUUUUAUGAAAAUACUGUUUUGGAGAAACCAUUUAAUUUAGAGGCAAUUUUGUUCAGUUAACAUUCAUGUUCAACAAACUAAUUGCCCCAAGUUUUGGAGGUUGAAUUUGCUUUAAAUGUUUAUACCUUGUGUAAAUUAUCCUCUUGAUUAUACAACUAGUAGAAUUUAAUUGCUAGACUUUUAUUAGAGGAAAUUUAUGAGAACAAGAAGCACGCACGUUAAGCUGGACUCUCUUGUUCUGUCUCUAGAGAUUGUUUUGUGUUAUGAUCUUCUAACACAUCUUAUGUUUCAUUUUCAGUGCUUUUCCCAUUUCUGAUACCUAUUCUUCAGAAGCUGAAUGUGAACUUCUUUCCCAAAGACUUUGUGCGCUUUUUCAUGAAUGCGAUCACCAGCUUCAAAGAAAAGCGUGAGAAAGGAGAUCACUCGGUGAGAUUAAUCUUAUACCAGAUAGAAAGCUGGAAAUAUUAUCAAAUUGUCUGUCUUUGAAUAUGCUAGUCAGUUUCCAAGCAGGACUUAAGAGAUUCUGAACAUUCUAAACUACUGAGAACCCCAUGAUAAAGGAUAAAUGAAAAAACUUUACAAUGGAUAAACACAAAAAUGGUAGAGAAGCCUUCUUAAGUUAAAAUUAGAGACUAAAUAAAACUACCACAACCACUGUAUCACUGUCUGAAAUAACCACCACUCUGGGUUAAAAAAUGUCAAAAUUCUGAGUGCCUAUUGAAAUAGAUCAAUAUAGUAGACAGGAUUCAGAGGAAAUGGAAAUACAGGUUGUAAAUAAAAAUAAUAAAAAUGUAUUCAAACAAGUCCUUGAUAUAACUGUAUCAGCUAGUCAGUUCCUUACCCCCCACGAUGAAAGGUAGGUAGGAUCCAAAGCUGCUGGAUGUUAGUCUAGUAAAGGUUCUAUAACUUGUAAAGUGAGGAACCAGUACAUGUAAUAAUCAUAUUAUAAAAUCAGACUGUAGUAAAGAAGACAUUUUUUCUUGUCCCACAAGGGGUUAAAAUCCUUAUGUCAAUUAUAUAGUGCAGCAGACAGUGUACCGAUUAAAUUAUUUAUUAGUACAAAUGUAACUGUCAACAAAAAACACACACAUAUAUAUAUAUAUAUAUAUAUAUAUAUAUAAAAGACUAAUAUAUUGCAAAGGUCCCAGAUGUGCAAGCAAAUAGAUAUCAGGUUUACAGACCGGGGGUCCAGAGAUGUUGGGGUCACUCUCUUGCCGGCCGCGUAGGAGUGCGUCCGGACCUCCUCGUGCUGCUACAACACUCAAUAUCGGCCGCGUGCGUUCCACUGCGGCUCUGGAUGCAUUCCAGUAUGCUGAUUCUCGGGAACCAAUGUGAAGAUGCUGCCUAACGCGUUUUGUGAUCAACGAUCACUUCAUCAGAGGAUCUAUGAUAAAGGAUGUAUGGGGAGCACUGGGAAGUGGCAGUUGGUGAAGUUUUAAGAUGGGGAGGUAUAAGAACCCACCCUUGGCAUAUGAUAACAUGCCAUGUCUGUAAACCAUUUGACCUUUUGGUCCAUACCAUAAAACUAAAAAUACACAAAUUUGGGAAAAGAAAACCAGUACAUGGCCUGUGGUAUAUAACAUUUAUGAAGCAGUAAGGAGAUAGUGUUUUUCCUUAGUAUCCUCCUUGAUUCCCUUACUGCAAUGAAUUCUAUUUGGCUAGACUAAUUUCAUGUACUGAAAGAGUAAGAUCUGUGUGGAAAUUGUAGUUUCAAUGUAUACAAGUGCAAUACACAGUGCCUGACUGCUGGCACUAACGGAGUACGGCACAUUUGUACUGCCUGGCACAGAAACAUAGUAGGUAUAGGACCAUAGGCGUGCGCACGGGGUGUGCCGGGUACACCCUAAUCCCCGCGGCAUGCCUAUGUAUUGAGACCGGCAGGGAAGAUCUCAGGAUCUCCCCUGUCGGCUCAUGCAGAGCUGGCGCUAUCCAAGCGCCGGCUCUGCUCUCAGCCUCCCUCCCCACCGACCCACAGGCAGGGAGGGAGGCAGGAGAGGACCCGGGGAGCUCUUGCCAGCAGCUCCGCCGGGUUCCUCUCGCAAGAUCUGAGCGUUGCCACUCUAACCACUAGGACCACCAGGGAAGGCAGAAAGGAUCCCCCCUCCCUGGCAUAAGGUAACAAGGGAGGGGGGAUAUUAAGCAAUCUGCCCCCACCUCCACUGGACCACCAGGGAAGGCAGCAGCACGGUCUGCCCCCACCUCUACCCCCACAAAUCAUCCAAACAUAAAGCGCACACACACACAACAGCGCACACACACAUACAGCACACACACAGCACCCACACACAUACAGCACACAAACAGAACACACAUCACCCACACACACACAUCACCCAUCCACACAGCACCCACACACACGCGCACGCACACAGCACCCACACACACAUCACCCACCCACACAGCACCGACCCAUACAAAACCCACACACAUGCGCACACACACAGCACCCACACACAUACAGCAAACAAACAUCACCCACACAAACAGAACACACAUCACCCACACACACAGCACCCACACACAUACAGCACACAAACAGCACCCUCACACACACAGCACACUAACAGGACCCUAACAAACACACACACAGCACACUACCAGUACCCUCAGACACCAACCGCACCCUCACACACAGUGCAUUAACAGCACCCUCACAGGCGCACACACACACAAACACCUUCACCCACAUAGCACACUACCAGCACCCUCACACAGCAUACACACACACAGCAGUGUAUGUGUGUGUAUAUAUAUAUGUAUAUAUAUAUAUAUAUAUAUACAUACAUAUAUAUACGCGGCGUGUACUUGUGCUUUAGGGUGCACACCCUAAUGCAAUAGGUUGCGCACGCCUAUGUAUAGGACAGACAACACUCGCUGGCUACAGUACAUUCAUACAGCCAGGUGAGAACACGAAUGGCACUUACUGCGCACAUCCCAUUCAUACAGCCAGGUGAGGGCACAGAUGGCAUAGUACAGAUGACACUCACUGAGUAUAGCAUAUUUUUACAGUGGGGUGAGGGCACAGAUAGCAUAGUACUGAUGGCACUCAUUGAUUACAGGGCAUUCAUUGUGACCAAGAAUGAAUUUGAGAAUGUUUCCAAUUUAGCUGUUAUUAAUAAUAGUUUUAGUAUUUAUAUAGCGCCAACAUAUUCAGCAACGCUUUACAGUUAUAGAGAAGGAAAGAAGUGAAGGACCUGCUCAAACGAGCUUACAAUCUAUGAAGAUUGGCAGAUAUAGAUGGUUAGGUGUCUUGCUCUGGGACACUUACUGAGGAGGUGGUCUGACCAGAUUUAAAACCUUGUUUUCCCGGGUCUAAAGUGGAGCAGCGAGGUAGAAAUUAGCAGUGCAGGGGUAAGCUGGCAUGCUCCUUCACUCACAAAGCACCAGUGAGGUAAUGUAACUAUAGUUCGUGUAACUUCCUACUAUCAGUAUGUUUAUGAAGAGAUGGCACAGUAAAGAAUACCGCUAGAUAGUGAGUACAAGCAGUGGAGUGUUUGGGUACAGUUCAUUAGCUUUUCAACUGUACUUAACACCCAUGGGCCACAUACAUUAGUCUAGCCUGUCUAGUGCAAUACCUGUCACUCUUGCUUUACAACUUGCAUUGCCAAAAGAACAUUAUUGGGGGGCGGAGCCAACCACCGACCUGUAUGGCCACAUUCUAACGGAGCUCUGAGCUUCAGAGGACACAAUCCGCAACCAUCGGGCAUAAAAAAUAGAAAUGGGUCACCCCAAACAAGCUGCUUGUCCCAAAAAGCGUCCGGCGAGACACCGGUUGAUAAAUCAGGUGCCUUCCUUUCGGGACCAAACGGAUACACACCCGUCCAUUGUAAGCCCUAGGCAUCAGAAUCAAUCUCAUCCUCCCUGAGGGGAAGAGCAGUGCACCACUAACCAUCCACGCUAAUACAGCAGCCCACACAACAAGCACCUGGGAUGAAGGUCUGACAAAGCAGAUUAUCUCGAACCAUCCAUACUCACUCCUUUCCAGUUAAUUGGACCUGGACUUUACCUUUAUAUCCAGCACCUGAUCACCGCCAUACCGGUGCAACCUUCAAGUGUGAUACCCGUGCCGUAAGAUUAAUUGAACUCAGUCCUGUAUACACACUCUGUUCACUUUUGCCUCUUCUUUACUUCCGUCCCUCUCCUGUUUCCUCUCUUCACUCAGUCCCCUCUCUUCCCUCCGUCCGCAACGACCAACCUGUCCCCCCAAAACAAAAAAAAACAUAAAAUAAAAAUCUCUCUAUCGCUUUACUCUUUUCUGCAUCUAUCUCUGCGUUUGCUUUACAUAUUUACCACGAUACGUCUCUUACGCCCUAAGCUUAUUUAUACCAGUUUUUUUUUUUUUCUGCUAUAUGUCCAUGUUAUAAUAUUUGCGAGGGAAUUGGGAACCCCACUACAUAACUCUGACACUGAGCACCUACCGCAUGCUUGUCCCCAGGGACUGUACUGCUGACUCACCCCUUUCAAGCAAUGACAGGGGGGAAUGUUUGUUGCACUGCUAUUGUUGUGGCGCCAGCUGUUUUAAAUUUAAAAUCAUUACAAAUUCUGACCCCAGCCCAUAGCGGAUCCUGCUUCCCCCUUCUUAUCCCUCUUCUACACUCCUAUUAUUACCCAAAUAGCGGAUGUUAUGACACCCCAUACAGAAUAUAUUAUGCUUAUACUCCAUUUAUAGUAACCUCAUUAUUCAACCCACCAAGGUUGAACAGGCUCAUCCUCAUUCGACCUGAUCUGAAAACCAAUCAUUGUGCCCAAUUCUCACGAGUCCAUUACUGACCCUAAACCCGGUCACACUGGACUAUCCUCCAUAGCCCACUAUGAAUCUAAACAUUUAAACCUGAUGCCUAGGUUGUGAUUUUCUGACCUCAAUGAUAUAUUCCGUACCCCCGAGCUCUGAAUACCAGUCCUCUUUCUCCCCCCCACCCCCAAAUUAAAAAUAAUAAUUUUGUUUCCGCUUGAACAUUCUUCGUUAAUGAUAAGUAUUGUUUAAGAGCUGUUGUACCUCCUCACCCGACCCCAAACAGGGACAGACACCGACGAUUUUCAUGUACAGGGAAUGCACAUAUGUCAUAUUUACUGAACUACUCAACACUGUUUUAUUUAUGUCUUUAUGUACAUAGUUUAUUGAAUUUGUGUUUCUUAGCUGCUGCCUGGGGACCUGAGGGGAGUAAGAUGCACUUAUUGUUAAAUCUACAAUGGCUACUUUCUGACUGGUCUCUCUGAAUGUCAGAGGCUUAAAUUCUCCUGAAAAAUGCUCCCUAACCCUUACAGAACUCAAACUCAAAGCAGAUGUUGCCUUUUAAUAAGAAAUGCAUUUCCAAAAAAAAUUUCAGCUCUCAAGCUCUCUAACUGUAAAUUCACCACCGCAUAUUUCAGUAACUUCACGGAGGCCAAAACACAGGGAGUGGCCAUUUUAAUCUCUGCACAGGUCCCGUUCACAUAUGUAAAACAUGAAAGUUUUGACAAUGGUAGAGUGGUGAUGGUUAAGGGACUCAUAGGCCAUAAUCUGGUGACCUUUGUAAAGAUGUACUUACCUAACUGACGGCAAUGUCAAUCCAUAAGACGCUGCAUACAGUCUAUCGAUCAUUUUGCGGAAGGCAUCUUAAUUAUGGGGGGUGACCUAAAUAUCUCCCGAGACUCUACACUUGAUACCACCUCAAGUACACAUACCUAUCAGAUAUCUGCACGACAGAGGCCUUUUGACAGGGUGGACUGGGGGUAAUGUUAUUUGCUACACUCUGCGCCUUUGGAUUUGGGCCUAAUUGGUUGAAGUGGGUAGGAGCCAUAUACUCUCGCCCCACUGCUAAACUACGCAUUAACAGCCAACUUUUCAAACCGGUGCGAGUACAGAAUGGCACAAGACAGGGGUGCCCUCUCUCCACUGCUAUUCAUUGUGAUCCUGGAACCCUUUUUACAGGGCAUCAGAGACCAUCCACACAUUCGAGGUGUAGUAAGCAACCAAAGGGAGUAUAAGGUUUCUGCCUUUGCGGAUGACUUACUCUUUACAAUUUCUGAUCCCAUAACCUCUAUGGCCCCCUUAGAUGAAGCACUAACCCUAUAUAAUCAUAUAUCUAAUUUUCGAGUAACUAUUCCAAAAGUGAAAUCCUACCAUUACAUAUGACUGACCAUAUCACGGCCACAUUACGGAAUUAAGUCACAUGGGCUAAUUUAGCGGUCAAAUACUCGGUGUCUACGAACUAAACUAUAUUCCACUGGUCCACAAUCUGACACAAGACCUUGUGUCUUGGAACAAACCACAUUUCAACUGGAUUAGUAGAAUUAACAUAUUAAAGAUGAAUACAUUACCAAAAUUUUAUAUCUUUUACAGGUCUUACCCAUUAUGUUACCUAAAUCAUUCUUCUCCACUAUCAGACGAACCAUCUCGGAAUUUAUCUGGGGCGGUAAACACCCACGGCUAGCUUUCCACACCUUAACUCGACACAAAUUCUGGGGUGGAUUAGGUCUUCCAGACGUAGAAAUAUAUCACAAAGCAAUAACUUUAAUGAGGAUAUAUGACUGGACAGGUCCAUCAACACAUGAACAAUGGGUUGACUUGGAAAAUGAUAUGUUUCACAUACCACUAUAUACUGUGCCCUGACACGGAAAUGGUAGAAAAUACCUACGUCCACAAAACCAAUCACACCCAAUAAUCAUCAUACCAACCCUUAAACUUUGGAACCACAUUAGAAAAUCACCUAACAGAUUCCCACACCCAUCUCCUCUCUACCCCAUGAUGCAUAAUCCCCUUUUCCCACCUGGUCUCCAAACCACUGCAUUUAAACCACCUAACUCUAAAUACCUCACUUUAUGCUCACUUUUGGAAGAUAAAUCCCUAAAACUAUUACCUAGUAUAGUGCACAAGGGACAGCCACCACCUUUGGAAUCUUUUUUUUUUUUUUUUUAUGCCCUGCUUUUGCACUUCAUACAGUCAGAACCGAUAAUACUGACAGGGGACCGUCCUUACUCUGACUUUGAAACAAAGUGCCACACUCGCAGUGUAAAGACUAAACAUCUCUCUACAUUCUAUAAAUUAUUACAACUUGAAUACAAAGACCAGCUACCCACGUUCACAUCAUCAUGGGCUGCAGACCUCCAAAUCACGCUAACACUCGUGGAAUUCUAGAUCACAUGUCAUUUCCUUUCCACGACUACCCGCAGUCCUCUAGUCUCGCUGAUGAGAAGUGGCAUAGGCUGCUGAGAAGCAACCUGGGAGAUAUACAUACUUACUAACAAACUAUUAUAGACGGAACUACUCACUCAAUCAUAGCAGUCGGAGAAGGAAUGAGGUAUCCCUCUUAUAUCGUUCCCAAUGCACCUUUUAUUUGUAAGCUAUAAGGUAUGUUAAGUGCUUUUAUCAGAGUCCAUAUAGAUGUUCAAACAGCAAUUAGAUGCAAACUUGCAAAAACAGAAUAUUCAAGGAUAUAUUUUUUCAAUGUAGUGUAAUAGCUGCUUGAUCCAAGUAUAAAUCUGACUGCUAUUCUGGGGUCAAGAAUGAUUUUUUUCCCUAGUUUGUUGCAAAAUUGGAAGUGCUUCAAACUUUUUUUUGCCUUCUUUUGGAUCAACAGCAAAAAACAAAUGAGAAAGGCUGAACUUGACUGACGCAAGUCUCCUUUUAGCUAUGUAACUAUGUAUAUUCUUGAUGAACCCUCACCCUCCUGGCAGCACCGGGCACUUUUUGGGCUAGUUUCUGAGUUUAAUAUGUUAGAAAUGUCUAUAAUCCCAAACGUUAGUUAUGUCAUCCACUGAGUUCACAUAAUUAGGGCUCACAGGAACCAUCCUACAUUACAAUUGUACAGUUUCGAUGAGGGUUGGUCAUAUAAUCCUUAAAUUGCAAAUAUUCACUAUGAUGGAGCAAGAAUACUCUUAACAUAUAUCCACUAGUCCUAGGGAAGUACUCCAUGAUAUCUACAUUCUCCAUGCCGGACCUAUCACACUGAGCCUCCUUAUCUGAUAAGCUAAUACAAUUCUAGCUGAUAUGGGUUAGACACAUAGACGAACCCUCACCGCGAUUAAGUAAAUCUCUACAGACGCACUCCUACAUAUAUGCGGAGAUAUGCUAUGUAACUCACUGUUGUAUUCUGUACUACUUGCAGAGCCUUUAUGUAUAUGUAUACUAAUGUAUGUAGACAACUAUUGCAACCUCUAAGGAAAUUAUCUGACAAAGUCACCCAAUGGAUGUUUUCAUACUGUUGUUUAAAUUCUUAGAUGACCAAUAAAACUUUAAAAAAAAUUGUUUUUAAAGAACAUUAUUGGAACCUCAUGAAGCCACGGGGGUUUUUGUACGAAUCCAAACAAACCAUAGCACAGUUGCUCAAAAAGAUUCCAAAGCAGUAGUAGUUGAUGCAGUCCCCCCUUUCUUAAUGUAGUGUAGCAGACUCUCUAUUACAAUAUAAAUAUUUAUAUUGUAAUAAUCAGUUAUGACCAGUAGCACAUUUAGGUGCAGAGAAGCUAGUGUGUUAUUGGACUCCUGAGGAGGGGCCACAUCAUGUGUGAUGUUUUCUAGGACUGAACUGACUAUGUCUUUUACACAAAACCUUCAGCUAUGCUUAUCUGUGGAUGCAGGAAUACAGGUUUCAGGCAUAAGUAAGUAGGUCAUCAGUUCCCCAAAAUAUAGUAGGCUGAUACUUUAGUUAUGGAGCUGCCCUUUCCUUUAUCACUUUUUGGGCUAAAUCAGAAAUUAAGUGGGUGAAACUAAACCGCACCAUUCCAGUUACUAGUAGCAUCUUUUAUGUUUCCAGUCUCUAUGUGUAGAAGAAGGACACACAAAACUGUAGACUUGCACAUUUGAUUUCAAAUGAAUUGCAAUUCAUCCAUUUUUUUUGUCUAAUUGGCGGGUCUCCGGAAUUCCUGAACUCUGAUGUACUAAUCCAGAUAAUGGACGUUUGAUUCAUGAUUCAGAGUUCCACCUGUGGCACCAAAAAAGUAGAAGAAAAAAUUGAUGGUUUGUGGAUUGCCACUAAAUCAAGUGAGUGCUAACAAUGCAAAGCUUUACGAUCACUUACUGUAUAAUAAUGGUCAUUUUAAGCGCCAGGCUCUCAUUCUGUAGCACUCACACUAUACAAAAAAGGAAAAUAGGAGUUUGUAACUUGAGUCCAUUAGAAAAUAAAAGCUAAAGCAUGCGUGUAAAAGUAAGAAAGGAGAUCACUCGGUGAGCUCUAAAACUUUUAUUAGCAUGCAGCAGUUAAAUUUGAUUGAAGACUGUAUAAAAUUCUAAUAUCGAUAUGAGGAGUACUGACUUUAUGUCAGCACACAGUGGGUUAAUGUAAGGAAUCCACUAUGGGGAGCCGCACUGUGAGGCCAGAGGAGAAGAGGACAAGGAAGGAAGUAAUCUAGUUUUGUUCCUCUGCAUCCCUCCCAAGUUCCUAUAUUGAAUUUUCUCUGCACAGCAUCAUAGGGCAGGAGCAAAUGACGAGUAGUGAUGCAAAAAAUAUUUUUAAAAAGUACAUAUAUCGAAAAUAUUAUAUAUAUAAUUUUUUUUUUUUUAGGAAUAUGUUUAUUUGGCAUUCAAGUCACACAAAAGUGGUGCCCUAUAAGCUACCGGUAUUUAUUCCUAUUAGUUUCCUCAUUGUUAGCAUUGCUGUCCUGUGCCUUUCCAAUAUUUGUGGUCCAGCAUUCCCAAUCUCUCACAUACCUACUUACACAACCCUGUGUUUUGCUAACCAUUCUCUCGUAAAUACUUAUCGUAUUCAACCUCUGUAUGAGAGUAUCUAACAAGGGGAUCGUCGUGGUCUUCCAGUGGAACGCCAAGUUUAUCUUAGCUACUGUGAGAAUGAUGAGUAAUACUUUGUGGUUGGGGUGGUGUAUCAGCCCAGGGAUGAUAUGCAGAAGGUAGCUGGUUGGCUUCUUUGGUAUUCUAUAGAGUGUGGUAUCAGAGAUAAAUUUCCCCACCCGGUCCCAGUAUUCUCCCAGGGCCAGACAAUCCCAAAAUGUGUGUAGCAUAGUGCCUAUCUGUGUUUUGCAUCUCCAGCAUAGCUCUGAUGCCUCCUUAUAGAUCCGCGAUAACUUGUAUGGCACCAGGUACCAUCUCAUGGUGAUUUUACAGAAGGCUUCGCAGAGUGAUAAGCUCCUUGAGGCUCGUUUAGUAAUUGACAUAGCUUCGUGCCAAUGUGACUCAUACCCCAGCUCAUUCUCCCAUUGGAUCAUAUAGGGCAUUUUGUCUUUUGCAGGCCCCUGGAGAAGAGCAUUGUAACAUAGAGAGAGAGGUUUCAAGUGUUUGGCUGAAAGCAUUGAGGGUACAUUCACUACCGCUUCGGGAAGUACAUCGUGUGUUGUGUCUAACCUGGAAAUCAUUGUUUUUUACUAUCAUGUACAAAAAUAGGUCUCUCGGUGGUAGCGAGUAUUGUUUUUGGAGCACUGGGAAUGGUUUCAUUUUAUCCCCCUCUAAUAGAUCAUUCACCUUUUGAAUACCUUUUGUGACCCACGGUUUAAUCGUUAGGUCUGGGGAAGAUGCUCAUCAGCACCACAAUUAGUGCAGAAUGGAAUAGGGUGUCGGGUUUAAUAAUGGUUGAACUCCAGGAUCUCCAGGCUUGUACUAGAAAUGUGGAAUUGUGUAGCAUAUGGGCACACUUGACCGGAGGCAUCAUGUUGGACCAUAGGGAGCUAGCAAUGUUGUGUGGACUUAUGCAUGCAUUCUCUAGGGACAGCCAAAGCGGGCGGGGUUCCGUAUGUGAGAGUCGCAAAAUGCGUAUUCCUUGAGCUAGCGCCGUGGCCCUAUAAUAGGCCCUGAUUUCUGGUAAUCCCAGCCCUCCCUUGAUAUAAGGGAGCCCUAAAUUAUGGUAUGCCACUCGAGGUGGCUUUCGUUUCCACACAUGUGCAUUAAUGGUAGAUUGAAAUUGAUUAAUAAGUUUGGUAGGCAGUGAUAUUGGCAACGUACGAAAUAGGUAAAGGAUGAAAGGAAGGAUCAUCAUUUUUAGAGAGUUUAUGUGACCCAACCAAGAAACUUCUAAUUCAGCCCAUCUUACCAGUGAGGUUUUUAUCUUGUGUAACAAUGGAUAGUGGUUUUCUGUUGGAAUUGUAUGGAGGGAUUUAGUCAAUUAAACCCCUAGAUAGGACUUUUUUUUUUUCUCCAGUCAAAUGUGUAUAGAUUUUCUAGCUGGGUCACUACGGCUUGAGGGAGACUUAUGGGUAAAGCUUGGGUUUUGACUGUAUUGUUUCUAUAAUAGGAGAUUCUACCAUAUGUGUUCAGGAUUUCUAGUAGCUUCGGAAUUGAAGUUGUUGGAGAAACAGGAGAAUAUCAUCCGCGAAUAACGCUAAUUUUUUUCAAACCCCCCGUGGUAACAAAACCUGGAAUUUGUGUGUUCUGGUUUAUUUGGCGUAAGAGUGGUUCCAAGCAUAGGAUAAAAACAAUCGGGGACAGCAGGAUGAAUUCUAUAUAUUAUUAACAAAUCAUGACUCCUUAAUGUUUGGAAUCACCAGCUUUUAUCCAAGUAUAUUCUGCCUUUUAGUAAAAUCAAUUAAUUUAAUUAAAUUAAAUUAAAUUAAAUUAAACCAGCAUACUUACCAGUUAUGUUGUAGAAAUAUCCCAGGAAUUUUGAAUGCAAGUAUGAUGAGAGAAUUGUAUGAAAAUAGAGUUCUGAAGUUGUGUUAGUUGAAAAUGAUACAAAGAAUUAGGUGUCCAGCUUUGGCUCCAGAUGUCAGAUCUUAGAUGGGAGUUUGAGUGAGGGUGUAAGAGUGUUGCUUUCUCUCAUUUGUCCUUAAUUUUUCAAAGAGAAGUCUCUAUACAUCACCAAUAGAGAAUUGUGGGCAUGUUUUAUCUACAGGCUAUCAUCUAGAUUUUGGUCAGUAGAUGGCGCAAUUACAUCACAGGCUAUCAUCUAGAUUUUGGUCAGUAGAUGGCGCAAUUACAUCACUGAAAAUUCUUGUCAGGGGGUCCAUUUACAUUUUUGUAUAAUGGGUUAACUGAAUUUCAUGAUGCAUUUGACGUCAUCUUGGUUAUCUUUAUGGCUCCUAUUCAUCAAAGAAGCUGUCAGCCUUUAAAGCGUUUGGUUCACUUUUACCCAGACUUGUGUCUGCCUUUUGGCUAUACGUUAGAUUCCUGACACGUCCUAACUUUAAUUUCACCUUUCCUUACAAUGGAACUUUGUAAGAUUCCGUUAGUUUUUGGAAAGUAAAAUUAAUUACUUAGUGUUAUCUGGUGUCUGGUUUUCUUUUUUAUACAUGUCUGUUAUGCAUAUUCCACUAACAUUAGUAAAUAAUGACAUUUCUUCAUUGAUAUUAUAUCCAUGAAUAUUCUAUGUUAUUAACAUAGUACUAUUUAUAUAUGAUUAAUAUGCUUAUAGUAAGUUAUAUGUGGAUAUUGUGUAUGUAUAUAUAACCAACACUGGUUACAUUAUAUUCACAACUUGACACUUUACUGCUACUGUUAUUUCUAUUGAGCAGAAGCAUACUGUGUGGGAUGUGAUAUUGAUAUCUUUGCACUAUAAGAACUUUUUCUGUUAAAGACUUUAUUGGACAGUAUUUUAUUUUUCCAUCGUUUUGGAUUUUUAUUGGACUAUUUAGUUGUUUUGGACCAUCCAUUUUUACAUAUUUUUGCAGACACUGUGUUAAUACAUCCUAAUCCUAAGGUCUUUUUCCCAUUUUUCAAUACAUUAAGAUUAUUAGUUGUUUAGUGAAUAUUCCCCCUAUACCUAGGAUCUUUCUGAUACAAGGCUGCCACCUAGUGUACAUCUAUAUUACUAUCACCUUCUUUUGGUUUUAGUAUUCCACGAUUUUUGUAUUUUGUAUUAUAUCAUUCUACCAUUUUAUGUAUUGAUAAGUGGUCCAUGUUGCAUAUUUCAGAGCUUUUCACGUUCUGCUUAGAUUAUUUUACUAUAUGAUUAUUCUUACCAGUUUGUAGCUUCUGGUUAGAGAUCUCCUAGUACGUGUAGGCUUUUUCACCUACUAUUAUUCAUUUUUUUCUCUUAGCUUUUAUGGGGGCUAUUUUUUACUAGUAGAGAUUUCCUACCUGUCUGCUGCUAUCCCUUAUCCAUCCAUUUUCUCCACUCCUUAGGGUCAGUGUAUUCUGCCCACUACUUAUAUAUAUCUAUAUCUAUCUCUGGGUUGUUACAUUUAACCUCUUAUUGCUGUAGACAUCAUGCCUUAUCUCUGUUUAUAUAAGUUACAUUCCUUAGCUCAGGCUUGAAUGAAUAGACUUACAGAGAGAAACAUUUUGUAUCUGUCUUUGCAUUGUAAUACAAAAUGGAGUCACCUCUGUUCUGAUAGUGACUUACAGUAUACACUUUUAAUUUGUCUUAACACAAAAUGUCUGCCAGUAUAAAUAUACUGACAGUGCGGUUAUUCAGGCUCCCUAACAUCUUGACAUGUCCUGUCACUUUUUCCUUUGACAACUGUCUGCAAACUGUACACGGUGAUAAUAUGCAGUGACCUCAACAAAGAGUCCUUAGUUAAGAAGUAAUGUUGCCACAAUAUCAACUGCAAAACCAUAGCCAAAAAAACCCAAUAGUUAUGUUAGCUUAGUAAACUCAUGCUUUGAAUUAUUUUCUAUAUAUUGACAACUCCACACUCUUCGUGAUGCAGUGUGUUUAGAUAUAAUCUCUAGUAAUAGCUCAGGCUUUCCAUUAGCAACAAGUGUGACACUGUAAAGUGUAAACCGUGCUGGUUUAGGAGCCUAAUGGGCCUGAUGAAGAUGGGUCCAAUUAAAGAAUCUCUGAAGGAAAGCACUUUAUGAGUCAUACAUCCCGAGUGUUUUGUACCUGAUGGAGGUGGUACUAGAGGGACACUUAGUUUUGAGAUGGAAGAGAGAAAUGCCAGUCUAUCUGUUCAUCAAAGCCCACAGCAUUCAACUUCUAUCUUUCACUAAUCACAAACUCUACAUUCUCUCCCCUCAGGAGUUACUUGUCCUCUCCUUCCCUUCUUACUAGCUGGUAGCUAAAUGUUGCAGGUAUACAACCUGGGACAGAGAAAGAGGUGCAUGUAGUCAGUGCAACAGAAAGGGUAUAUGCCACACUGCCACAUAAAGAAAAAAAUAUUUGGGGCUGUUAGAGAAAUAGAAGCAGUAAGAGCAUUUGCACAGCGUAUAAAAUCAGCUUUACAUUAACUUUAUUAUAUUCACAGCCAGUCCAUCCAGUUUUGUUUCUAUAUUCAAUUUUCUCUGCACAGCAUCAUAGGGCAGGACAUAUUUUUUUUUUUUUUAGGAUUAUGUUCUCUAGCCCUAACAGUAAAAUCCAUACAACCAACUAGGCAACUUCAAUAAGCAAACAAUUCCAACAGAGCUUAAUUAGAGAGUACAAGGGGUAAUUAGUUAUUAAGUCAGAACGUUUUGGCUUAUUGUCUAUCAGUAUAUUAUUGUAAUAUUGUAAAGAGCUGAGGAAUAAGUUUGCGCUAUAUGAAUCCCAAUAUAAAUAAUAAUAACCAAUAAUUUACUUAGACGACAACUGUUUUCUGUGUAUAUAUACCAACUAUAAAACAAAGUCUUAUUUUAAUUGUAGGUUUUAAUAUACUAUUAUGUGGAAAAGUGCAGUGAAAUGUGAUGGUAUUUUAUAAAAAAAAAAAAAGACUGGUACAUAACACUACACAACACUUGUUAUCACAUGGAUAAAGGGAUCAUGAGGUACACUCUUCACACAACAGGGUAUACCUAAUUAAGAAAACAGUGCAUUAAUUUCUUGAAUUUUAUCAUCAAACUCCUCAACAAGCUAUAUGGAAUAUUACAGUGUUGCAGCUACUUUUUAUUUAGUUUUUUAGACUUUAGCUACAUAUGUGACAUCACAGACAAUGUCAACAAUGAAGAUUACAAAAUCCGUACAUUAGGUUACUCAUUUCAGAGUACAUUCAGAUCAUAUAAGGUGAAAGAGAAAAAAAUAAUAGAUGUGGGGAAUAUCUCCCUAGUAUUUUAGCAAAAAUAAACUUGCUAAAUAACAAUUUUGUAACUGGUAUGUUGUGUUUAAUCAUUUAACAGAUGUUAGAACACAGUGCAUGCUUUCUGAGGAAACCAGUAUUUACAUAUACAAUUUCACACAACCCAGGACAAGGGAACAUUUUGCAAAUAAAAUGAUGUAUGUUGCUUCACCAUUAAAUAUGCAAUCUGAUGCAGAAUUUUGAAUAGUACAUUUGUUUUUAUUUAAAACAUCAAUGCAAGUAGUAACUAGGUUACCAACAAAUUGGAGGUAUCAUAGACAUUGUCCAAGGUUUUAAUGUAUUUCCAUGGAUUUCUCUGUAUCUUCCAGGGCCGUGUGGAUUUCCUGCAGCUGAUGUUGGAUUCUAGAACAACAGAUGUUACUAGUUUAAGUGGCGAACAAAAAGGUAUGUAGGAUUAUGUGAUUUUUUACAUGUAAGUGCAAAGUUUAAAUGUAUGCUAAAUAAAAGUAUUCGGAUUAAAAUACCUCAUUUGUGGUCUGAUAAAAUAAAAUAUAAAUUGCUUAAAGGAGCAGCAUUUUAAUUAAAUGCAUUUAUUUAUAACACUGGAGUGUUGAUGAAACUCCUGGUCCCCUUUGGCCCCUUUUCUUUAAAACAAGGGUUACCUUACCUCCAAUCCAGUUCUGAGACAGUUUAUCUCUGCUCUACCCGCCUAGAGAUUAUCUAUCCUGAUCUCCCAGGCAAGAGUCUUCAAAUUUGUGCUGGAGCACAAAACUAUCAGAAAGGGAAACCUCCUGGCUGUCUAAUAAAUGGGAGGAAGCAUCUUAGCACCUUCAUAAAAGUGUCAAAACUAAAUAAAUGCAUUACAGCAAGCAUGUCAAACCCACGGGCCGCAUUCGGUCCCCAAUGAACAUGUUUGCGGCCCGGCGAGCGGCGAGUACAUGCUUAGUGUUGAAGCAGAGUAGGCACCUGCUUUCUCCACAUUGAAGGUGCUUACUCUGCUAAAAUUUCCCAGGCUGGAGAGGAAGCAGGACGCUAGCAGCAGCGAUGGCGCUCAGUCUUCCUGCUCCUCACUGCUCCCUCGCGUGCGCCGUCUGUAGUGAUGCCAGGUGCUGGAAUAUGAAGUCAUAUUCCAGCAUUCGGCAUCACUAAAUUGCGCACGUGAGGAGCAGGAAGGAGAUUUCCAGAUAGAAGACCCCCACUGGACCCCAGGGAAUGAGGUGAGUGUGUGGAAGAAUGUUUAAAUGUGUGUGUCUGUCAGUCUGGGUGUGUCUGUCAGUCUGAGUGUGUGUGUCAGUGAGUGUGUUUGUCAGUGAGUGUGUCUGCUGGGGUUUUUUUAUACUGUACUUUUCAAAAUCUACGUUUUUAUGAACAGUUUAGUUUUGUUUUGUUUUUUUUGCAGCCCACAUGAACUUAAACCUUGUUUAUUUGGAUAAUGCUAGAAUUUAAGUUUGACAUGCUUGCAUUACAGCCUCCCACUCCCAAUAUUUUUUUUUAUAUUUUUCACCUUUUCAUUAAUCCACUGUGAAUCCAUACAACCAAUUGGGCACUGUGAGUUAAGAGUGGGUGGGGAGGUACUAUGUACUAUACUCUGUGGUGCUGGAAGUACCUUCAUGUCUUUCCUCACUUUCUCCCCUUUCUACUUAUGAAGUAAUUUUGUCUUUGAGAUCUCAAUUUUUUUUCUCUGCCUUGACUUCUACAUGCUGCUGCUGUGCUAGUAAAACUCUGCUAAAUUUCUACAUUUGGGAUAUGGGCCCAGAGUAGAAUCUACAAGGAUGGUCACAUGCAUUGCUGAUAUGAAUGAUUUGGGAGUUGCUGUCACUUUUCUCACAACUACAAAUGAUACAAGUCGACCAGGUUUGGGAAGUCAGAAUGCAGAAUAAGCUUGUGGGAAAGGAUUUCUGAGACAGAGUGGAAGAGUCUCCACCAGCAGCUGACGCAGAAAAAAUUCACAGGAAGAAAAAGGACAGAAGAGCAAGAGCUGAGAUAUCCACUUAUGUGAUUAACAGUGAUUUGUGACACCUUAAAAACAUUAAGACAGGCAAAGAGUUGUGGGAAGACUGAGAAGAAUUAUAUGGAAGUAGCAGUCUAAAUUAAACACUUUUCAUUUGUCAAGAAGACCGUUCAAUGUAGUUGUUUGACAGAGGAGACCUAGAGAAACUUUUGAAUCAAAUGUCAGAGUUAACUGAUCAUUCGGAUUCUAAUGGAAAGAAAUUUGAUGAAGAAAACAAAGUGAUUCUGAUAUAAUCAAGCCAUCCAGAAAGCUAUAGUUCAUUAAUUCAUGCACUAUAAACUAGAGAACAUCUCUCAUUAAAAUCAGUUUCAGCAUGUGUCAAAGAAGAGCCGUAAGGGGAACUGAAAGUUCAAAAGUGUUGUGAAACACAAGCAUUUACAAUACAAAACAACUGAGAAUCAUAUCACGGAGAAACAGCUCAGCUUUUCACAGCAGCCAAGGCAAUACAUAGAGGCAAUGCAGGGCAAAAAUAAAUAAUGUUUUAUUGUCCAGAUAAAACAAAUUAUGCUAGAAACUGCUUUAACCCCUUAGGGACCAAACUUCUGGAAUAAAAGGGAAUCAUGACAUGUCACACAUGUCAUGUGUCUUUAAGGGGUUAAAAAUCUACCACAAAAAGGCUCUACAUGGCAGAAGAGAACAGUAAAAAUGAUUUCAUUGUUCAAGAAAAGGCAGAUACAGUUCAACAAUCAACAAUUGUUGGAUUAAUUAUUCACAUGAAACAUCGUACAUAUGCAGAGAAUCAAAUGUCUUCAUAAAAUUAAACCAUAAUUUUACAUAAAAGAAGAGCAUUUCUAAUGGUAACAAACUGUUUAUACAAGGACGAGGAAACAGUUUCUUAAAAUGUGUUGCAAAAGCGGUAAAGUUAAACAACAAAGUGCAAAAUGUAAUUUAUUCACUUUUAUUUUAAUUUUAUAAUAAUAGUAAUUGGCUCAGUGUUUCAGUAUUAACAAAGAGUGGAUAUAAUGUGAACUUUAUUUGCAAUAAAUGUAAAAUAACUAAAAAUGUUUUUUUUGUAUGAACGCGGUUUUAAAAGUUGAAACUUUGUAUUUGCACUACAAGAAGAAAAGGUGAGCAUAGCCACAAAUUGCUCAAACUGUAUCUGCAUGUGGCAUAAAAGACUUGGACUUCAAGCCAAUUUCUGAUCUACUUUAAAGGUUUGACAAAAGGAAUAGACGUAAUAAAAGCUUGCCAAAAGGGUCACAACAGAGAAACAUAGAAUGAUGUCUAAUAGGUAAAGGUACAAGACAACAUUUUCCCAAAGGGAAUCAAAGAAACUCAAUAAAGCCUCUGCAAUGGUGGUGAGUACACAUCCCACCACGUUACUGCAUAUGUAGAAUAGUAAGUUACUGCAUAUGUAGAAUAAAAAGGGAUAGAACACUUUCAUGUAGUCCAGAACAGAAUGGUGUAGCUGAAAGAAAUAAUCACCCUUUAAUUUAUUGUCUGACGCAUGCUGACAGAUUCACAGCUACCGCAUAAAUACUGGGCUGAUGUAGUGACAGCUACAUAUCUACAAAAACUACAAAUAGAACUCUGUGAGAACUUUGGUUUGGCAGAACCUCUAACAUUAAACGCAUUUGGGUCCAAAGUUCUUGCAUUUGUUCCAGAUCAUAACAAGUCCAAACUUGGCAACAGAACUGACAUAGUAUUCAUUGUUGGAUAUGAGAAAGUAGGCUCUAGCUCUCUCCUUCCAGGGAGGUAUCAUCCCCUCUGCCUUUGUCUCUUCUGUUCCUCUCCCAGGCAGGUAUUGACACCUCUGCCUACACUGCCUCCAACUACUGCCUUUACAAAGACACUUGUGGCUCGUAGGCCUUCUGCUUUUUAAACUUGUCCCGGGGAUCAGGGACCAGUGCAGCCAGCCAAAAAGUCUGAAAUCUGUUACUGGGAUCUCUGAACAAACCAGACAGGACACACAGUUCCCAAUGGAACUAACACCCAAUUCUUUAUUUCUGGACAUGUACUAGCCAGGGCCGGUGCAAGGAUUUCUGUCGCCUUAGGCAAAGAUCCAUUUUGCUGCCCCCUCAUGUCACUCACUCACUUACACACACACACUUACUGACAGACAUAUACUCACUCACUGACAGACACACACUCACUGACAUACAUACACUCACUCACUGACAGACACACACAGACACUCACUGACAUAAUACUCAUUCACUGACAGACGCACACACACACAAACAGACAGACAUACACUGACAGACAUACACACUCACUGACAUACAUACUCAUUAAUUGACAGACAGACACACACACAAACCGAAACUCUUAUAGUGUUCCUUUAAAACAAAGGUCUACUAGUACAGACCUACACUAAGGAAUAUGUGGACUCAAACAAGUUGCAAGUGCAUGGAAUGAAAAACUGUAAAAUGCUCAUAGAACAAAACGUAAUUCAGAGUAAAGCAGACCUAUGUCUAUUUACCAGACAAAGAAAUGGAAAAUUGACUUCUCUACUAGUUUGUGCAGAUGGCAUGAUCUUAUGCAGUGAAAGAUAAUAGGACUGUAUAGAGAUUGUUACACAAUUGAACAAAGAAGUAGCAGUCAAAAGAAACAGUCUUUUAUCUCGGAAUGCAAGUAGGAAGUCAUGGCAACGGUCAUUAUCUUCUCAAUCAAAGGCACACAUUUCUGGACUUAAUAGCGCUUAUGGAUCUUAAGCUGUGUGCAAACUUCCCCAUGAAGUCUGAUGAAAGUGAAUCUUUACCUAACAAAUAUAUAUAUAUAGAACAUUAGUAGGUUAGCUUUUGUACCCAGCUACAACUGGCGGACAUGGCCUUGUGUCUACCAUGGGAAUAUUGUGCAGAAAAGUAAACUCUCCCAGUCUAAGAGACUCUCAAUCGGCUAAUGAGAUCUCAAGAAAUCUGCUAAUUUUAAACAAAAGUUAUCAGCUGUCAGUUUCAAGACUAGUAGGAAAUACAAAUGCAGACUGGGUUGGAGACUAAUCAGUCUUGGAGUUAACUAAGUGUUUGUGCUUUGACACCUGGAAUAUGUCAUUCAUGUGUUUCUCUCCACAGCUCUGACAGAUGAAGAAAUAAUGGCGCAAUCUCUAAUUUUCAUAUUUGCUGGAUAUGAGACCACAAGUCUGUCACUGUCCUACCUGUUUUACAGUCUAGCAAUCCACCCUGAUGUCCAGCUUAAGUUGCAAAAAGAAAUCGAUUCAUACCUACCAGACAAAGUGAGACUGUGUUUUAUCAUUUGGUAAUGUAAAACUUUAUAUUUGGGAAAUUAGCUAAUGAUCCUCUUGUUAACCCCCUUUUGUAAAGAAGAUAAAAGCUCAAGAUUCAUUCAUAUUAUUCCACCAAUUAGAUUAAUCUCCUAAUGCAAGUGUUUAUGCUUAAGCUGCAAAGAAUUAUGAUGAAUGUGGCAACUACUGUUUUCAGUGACUUUUCGUGAUUUGACCUAAUGCUCUGACUCGACAGUUUAUAUACUACAUAUUUAUUAUAUGUUUUAUAGAUAUAUAUAUAUUUAUAGACAUUAGUGUGACUUUCAUGUGAUAUUUUAAGGUUAUAUUUACUUAAGUUAAUGACAUAACCUGUUUUAUUUCAAUGUUUGCUGCAGGCCACUCCUACCUAUGAUACCCUGAUGCAGAUGGAGUACCUAGAUAUGGUUAUUGAGGAGACCCUCCGGAUGUACCCACCAGGUGGAAGGAUAGAAAGAGUUGCUAAACACAGUUUUGACAUAAAUGGUGUUACUAUACCCAAGGGGACAGUUACAAUGAUCCCAGCUUAUGUGAUGCACAUGAAUCCAGAAAUCUGGCCAGAACCCGAAGAGUUCCGUCCUGAAAGGUAACUUGCUGAAUGGCAUUUACAUUGAACAAUGAUAGUCAAUUCUGGGUCAUUACUUAUUUCACAUAAAAGGGCACUUGAUAAAGGCUCUGAGAGAAGUAGAAACGUUGUCUCCACUUCUUUGUUUCAAAUAAAAAAUACUUUUUUGCCUUUUAGAAGAAACCCCAGGUGUACCUGUAAAUUUUUUUUCUUCCAUUUUAUGUCUUCAUGGAUUUGUCCUCCCUUUCUGGAGCACCCUGCAGGAAGUAUUCCCCCCUUUAUUAGUGUGUGCAUUACACUCUUUUUUGUUUGUUGUUGUUGUUUUUUUCAAUUUAUAUAUACAGUGCCUUGCAACAGUAUUCACCCCUUGACUGUUUAUGUAUUUUGUUACAUUACAGCCUUAAGUUCAAUGUUUUAUUAAUCUAAAUUUUAUGUGAUGGUUUAGAACACAAUAGUCUAAGUUGGUGAAGUGAAAUGAGAAAAAUAUAUACACAAAACUAUUUUUUAAAAAGAGAAAACAGAAAAUGGGAAUGUGCUAUGUAUUCACCCCCUUUGUUAUGCAGCCCAUAAAAAGCUCUGGUGCAACCAAUUACCUUCAGAAGUCACAUAAUUAGUGAAAUGAUGUCCACCUGUGUGCAAUCUAAGUGUCACAUGAUCUGUCAUAUACACACCUUUCUUGAAAGGCCCCAGACGCUGCAACACCUAAGCAAGAGGCACCACUAAACAAACACUGCAAUGAAGACCAAGGAACUCUCCAAACAAGUAAGGGACAAUGUUGUUGAGAAGUACAAGUCAGGGUUAGGUAAUAAAAAAAUAUCCAAAUCUUUGAUGAUCCCCAGGAGCUCCAUCAAACAUGGCACAACAGCAAACCUGCCAAGAGACUGCCGCCCACCAGAACUCACGGACUGGGCAAGGAAGGCAUUAAUCAGAGAUGCAGCACAGAGACCUAAGGUAACCCUGGAGGAGCUGCAGAGUUCCACAGCAGAGACUGGAGUAUCUGUACAUAGGAUGACAAUAAGCCAUACGCUCAAUAGAGUUGGGUUUUAUGUCAGAGUGGCCAGAAGAAAGCAAUUACUUUCAGCAAAAAACAAAAUUGCAUGUUUUGAGUUUGCAAAAAGGCAUGUGGGAGACUCCCAAAAUGAAUGGAGGAAGGUGCUCUGGUCUGAUGAGACUAAAAUUAAACUUUUAAGCCAUCAAAGAAAACGCUAUGUCUGGCGCAAACCCAACACAUCACAUCACUAAAAGAACACCAUCCCCACAGUGAAACAUGGUGGUGGCAGCAUCAUGCUGUGGGGAUGUUUUUCAGCAGACUGGGAAACUGGUCAGAGUUGAGGGAAAGAUGGUGCUAAAUACAGGGAUAUUCUUGAGCAAAACCUGUACCACUCUGUGCGUGAUUUGAGGCUAGGACAGAGGUUCACCUUCCAGCAGGACAAUGACCCCAAACACACUGCUAAAGCAACACUUGAGUGGUUUAAGGGGAAACAUGUAAAUGUGUUGGAAUGGCCUAGUCAAAGCCCAGACCUCAAUCCAAUAUAAAAAUCUGUGGUCAGACUUAAAGAUUGCUGUUCACAAGCGCACACCAUCCAACUUGAAGGAGCUGGAGCAGUUCUGCAAAGAGGAAUAGGCAAAAAUCCCAGUGGUAAGAUGUGGCAAGCUCAUAGAGACUUAUCCAAAGAGACUUGGAGCUGUGAUUGCCGCAAAAGGUGGCUCUAUAAAGUAUUGACUUUAGGGGGGUGAAUAGUUAUGCACAUUGACCUUUUCUGUUAUUUUGUCCUAUUUGUUGUUUGCUUCACAAUAAAAAAACAAAACAAAAACAACUUCAAAGUUGUGGGCAUGUUCUGUAAAUUAAAUGAUGCAAGUCCUCAAACAAUCAAUGUUAAUUCCAGGUUGUGAGGCAACAAAACACGAAAAAUGCCAAGGGGGGUGAAUACUUUUGCAAGGCACUGUACACUAAUUAGAAAAUAAUAUACAGCUAGGCUAUAUUGCAUGCAAUCUUUUAUCUUCAGCAAUAAUUUUAAAAAUCCUUUUUUUUCCUGAAUGCAUCUGUCACCAGUAUGCUUUUGUUUGUUUUUUUGUAACAACUCAUUAACCCCUUAAGGAUGUAUGACGACAAUUUCCCUCAUGCAGUAUUUUGCUAGCAGGGUCUAUUACCUUGCUAAGCCCCAGGUAUGAUUUGAUUCCCGGGCUCACCUCUCACACCUGGUUUAAAUCCCCAUAGAGCACAGUGCAGUGUGAGCAGGGUUAAAUUAAAACCUGAAAUUCUUUUUAAACUGUUUAAAACAGUGUAAAAUACAAUUAUAUAUACUUAGAUCAUAUAUAUACUUAGAUCAUAUAUAUUAUAUAUAUGAUCUAAGUGUGUGUGUAUAUAUAUAUAUAUACACAUACACUGUCUAAGUGUAUUUUAAUAAUAUAUAUAUAAAUAUCAAAAUACACGUAGAAUGAUAUUGAUUAAAUAUAUAUAAUUAUCAUUAUAUAUCUAUUUAUAUAUAAUAUAAAAUAAAUAUGUAAAUACGUAAAAAAUAUAAAAUAAAAUAAAAAUUUGUGCUGAAAAACCCCCACUCAACUUAUACUCGAGUCAAGGUCUGUAUUAUGGCAACUUACAUUGCCAUAAUACAGACCAGGACCGCCGGGCUCAUUGUAAGCCCGGCGGUCCUGUUGGGGGCUGGCAGCGAGCUGUAACUUACCUUUCCUGCAGCUCCUGUCAGCUCCCUUCUCUCUCCUCCGGUCUGGUCAGCUCCACUGCAAGUCUCACGAGAACCGUUACCGCUUCGUGCAGCACUCAGACCGCGAGACUUGCAGGGGAGCUGACAGGGGAGCAGACCGGACCGGAGGAGAGAGAAGGGAGCUGACAGGAGCUGCAGGAAAGGUAAGUUACAGCUCUCUGCCAGCCCCCCUCCUACACAGCCUAUCCACUGGACCACCAGUCAAUGAGAGCCCCCCUCCCUGGCCAGCUAACAAGCAGGGAGGGGGGGCAAAAAUAAAUAAAAUAAUAUUAAAAUUAAAAUAUUAAUAAUAUUAAAAAAAAUAUUAAUAAUAUAACAAAAUAAUUAUUAAAUAAUAAUGAAAAAAAUAAUUAAAAUGCCCACCUCUGCAUCACACACACACACACACAAACUGCAUUCAUACACACAUACACUGCAUUCAUACAUACACACACUGCACUCAUACACACACUGCAUUCAUACACACACACACACACUGCAUUCAUACACACACACACACACUGCAUUCCUUAUAUACACACACUGUAAAUAAAUAUUCAAUUAAUAUAAUUUUUUUGGGAUAUAAUUUUAUUUAGAAAUUUACCAGUAGCUGCUGCAUUUCCCACCCUAGUCUUAUACUCGAGUCAAUUUCCCAUUUUUGGGGGGUAAAAGUAGGGGUCUCGACUUUCGAGUAUAUAUGGUAUGUGUAAUUUCAUUCUAACUGUAUUUUAAAAUGAAUAUAUAUAUUGGUAUCCAAAUACACGUAGAGCGAAAUAUAUAUAUUUAUAUAUAUAUAUAUAUAUAUAUAUAUAUAUAUAUAUCUACAUACAAAAAUAUCCAAUGCUUGCACUCCUGGAGAUAUAAUAGGCGCCCAGUGCUUGUCAGCCAAAAAUUAUAACAGUCUAUAGAAAGAUAACACUCCAGGGACUAGAUAAUACCGUGAAAAACUUUUAUUCAGCAAGAUGCCUCAGUGAUAAACGUUUCAGUUCCAGUACAGAACUUUCGUCAGGAUCAUAUACAGAUAUACAGAAGUAUAAACUUAUAGAUCACUAUAUAUAUAUAUAUAUAUAUAUAUAUAUAUAUAUUUAUGUAAUAAUUUUACAUAAUUAGGUCAUUUUAUUAAUUACAAUUUGCGGGACCUGCCUGCCUAACAACCCAGGCAGAAAGUCCAGGGAAUUUAAUUUGCUAGCACUAUAUUUAACUCUGUAACUUUCCAAGACACCAUAAAACCUGUACAUGGGGGUACUGUUUUACUAGGAAGACUUCGCUGAACACAAAUAUUAGUGUUUCAAAACAGUAAAAUGUAUUACAAUAAUAUCAUCGUCAGGGAAAGUGACAUUUUUUUUAAUUUUUCACACACAAAUUGCAAUUAGACGAACGAUAUAAUUGUUGUGAUACGUUUUAUUGUUUUGAAACACUAAUAUUUGUGUUCAGCGAAGUCUCCCGAGUAUAACAGUACCCCCAUGUUCAGGUUUUAUAGUGUUUUCAAAAGUUACAGUGUCAAAUAUAAGGCUUGAGUUUCAGUUUUUUCACAUUGAAAUUCGCCAGAUUGGUUACAUUGCCUUUGAGACCGUAUGGUAGCCCAGGAAUGAGAAUUACCCCCAUGAUGGCAUACCAUUUGCAAUAGUAGACAACCCAAGGUAUUGCAAAUGGGGUAUGUCCAGUCUUUUUUUAGUAGCCACUUAGUCACAGACACUGGCCAAAAUGAAAGAGUUUGGCCCUGGAUGAGAAAAGUUGAUGUUUUCAUCUCCUCCCCCCUCCCUCCCUCUUUCUUGUUUUUUAAAGAUCCUCUGUCAGAAAAGCAUGUCACACUUAUUGAACUAUUGCCUGGCAAUAUUGAGCUGCAAAUGCAAAAUAAAGUGGACAUUCUUUACUAGUACAUGAUAUGUUGGGGUCUAAUUGUAUUUUAUGUGUUUAUAAGUGAUGCAAAUUAUAACAAAAUAAAAAACGAUUAACAAAUAUUAUCUAUCUAUCCUCCUCAUUACCAGGAGACCAAUAUAUUUGUAACAAUUAAAUGAUGGACACUAGUUUCCUACCCAUUGUACAAAGAUUUAAUCAUUCUGUGCUAUAAACUGUCCCUUUACCACUAGAUUCAGUAAAGAAAAUAGAGCAAGCCAAGAACCUUAUACAUUCCUGCCAUUUGGAGAUGGCCCCAGAAACUGUAUUGGUAUGAGAUUUGCUUUGCUCAGUAUGAAACUGGCCAUCACUGUCCUGCUGCAGAACUUCAACUUCCGGCCUUGCAAAGACACACUGGUGAGAAUAUAUCGUAAUAGAGGGAGAGUACAAAACAAUAGCAUUAAAUCAAUCACAUUAUCGUGGGUUUUGUAAAUGUUUUUUUAGCUUGUUCUUUGCACACAUGCCACAAUGUUUUGUACAAAAUAUAUAUUUUUUUUUUUUCACUGGUGAAAGUAGAAAUGAAUGAAAAUAAUUGAGAUUUACAUUGAUCAGCCACAAAAUUAAAACCACUGACAGGUGAAGUAAAUAACUUUGAUUAUAUCAUUACAAUGACACCGGUCAAUAUAUUAGGCAGCAAAUGAAUAGUCAGUACUUUAAUUUUAUGUGUUGGAAGCAGAAAAAAUAGGCAAGUAAAAAGAUUUGAGUGACUUUGACAAGGCCCAAAUACUGAUGGCUAGACGACUGGGUCAGAGCAACUCCCAAAUGGCAAGUCUUGUGGGGUGUUGCCAGUUAGUACCAACCAAUAGUACUGCAAGGAAGGACAACCGGUGAACUGGCGUCUUGGUCAUGACUGUCCAAGUCUCACUGAUGCGUGUGGGGAGAGAAGGUAAGUCAAUUUGGUCCAAUCACAAAAAAUAACUACUGUAACUUAAAAUGUGGAAAAACGUAAUACUGGCCAUGAUAGAAAGGUGUUAGAACACACAGUACAUUGCAAUUUGCUGCGUAUGGUGCUGAAUAGAAACAGAACGGUUAUGGUGCCCAUGAUAAACCCUGAACGCCGUCAAUGGGGGCUUGCUCAUCAAAACCGGUCCAGGGAGCAAUGAAAGAAGGUUGCCUGGUCUGAUAGAUCAUAUUUUUUUUUUUUAGAUCAGGUGGAUAACUGAGUGCGUGUGUGUUGUUUACCUGGGGAAGAGAUGGCAGCAUAAUGCACUACGGGAAGAAUGUAGUCCGGUGGAGGCAUGUUAUGCUAUGAAUGAAACAGAAUAUGUAACACAGUCCUUUAAAAUGGAUAACUUAAUCUGGAAAUUAAAACAGUAUAUAAGAGUAGGUUCUUACGACUCCGACAUCUGAAAAAGCAAGUCACUCCCAAGAUAUACGCAACACUUAAGUCCUUCUUGGUUCGAACGUACUGGUGACUGUUCUCUAUUUUGUUCUUGGAGCUACAACGUCAGUGUCAUGCUCCUCCCACUCUAUUUGCUCCUAUUUUCUCUUCCAAUUCAUAGAUUUGUGAAAAAAUGUGGAGGCAUUGCUCUCCAUUUAUCCAUCACUUACAGACAAAUCAUUAUCAUUUGAUGUUUCUCCUCCAUACCUCCUGGAGUUGAGUGUAGAAGCAGAGCUGUAGAGACAUCACUGACAUUUCCAUUGAAUGUGUUGUGAUGACAGCCUUUAAAAGCAACUCUUUUGACUUUUUUGACAAUAUGUAUCUAGUUGCUGAACUGUUUUUGUAUAUAUAUAUUUUAUAUAUUGCUACAUGAAUGAAUUAGGUCAUUUUUAACAACUUUUUUUCUAAUGUUUAGGCAACUUAUCCCUUUAUUGUGAAACAAUUAGGAGGAGGUGUGUUCUACCAGGUGUUGCAGGCUAUUUAACUUGCCUUGUGAACUAAUCUUAGAUGUCUUGAAAAAAUUUUUUGAAACGAAACGCAUAGGCAUGUAAGAAUUUGCUGCUUCAUCUCAUUUUUGCUACACUGUAGAGCUCAACAUGGUCGUAGCAUUAAUGUGGAUAUUAUGUUUGACACAUACCACCUACCUAGAUAUUGUUGUUAGCAACCCUUCAUGGUAAUGGUGUUAUCUGACGGCGGUGGCUCUACAGAAAUUGUUCAGGGAUGGUUUUAGGAACAUGACAAAGAGUUCAAGGUAUUGACUUGUCCUCCAAAUUCACCAGAUCUCAAUCCAAUGUGCUGGAACAACAAAUCUGAACAAUAAAGGCCCUACCUUGCAACUUGCAGGACAUAACGAAUCUGCAGCUAAUACAUUGGUGCCAGAUACUAAAGGACUUGUUUAGAGGUCUUGUGGAUUCCAUUCUUUGAUGCAUCAGACCUGUUUUGGCAGCACCAGCGGGAUGGGCACGAUAUUGGGAAGGUGGUUUUAAUUUUGUGACUGAUUUAAUGUAAACGGUGAUCAAAGAAGUUAGUAUCACACCUUUUAACAAAGCCUUGAUUACAUCAUACCCCUUUGAUAGAACACAGAGUGGAUAUAAGACAUCUAGAGAAUAUCCUUUGUUUUUGUCAAGACCAUCCUGUGUGAAACAGAGAAGUCAAUCUGAUUGAUUGAGUGGAUGGGGUUAGUAUAAAUGAUGGCAGUCGUAAAUGGCAUGUCAUUCCCAUCAAACUUAUGCAAACCAAGUAAUUCAUAUCCCUGGACCAGUAUACAUUUAUUUUUAUUUUUUUACAGAUCCCCAUGGAGUUUAGCACGCAAGGCUUCUUGCAGCCAAAGAAACCAAUUGUGCUGCACGUCAUCUCUCGGACAUCAGAGGAGUAA
Pelobates cultripes (western spadefoot toad) is the source of this 44495-nucleotide messenger RNA. The record is from the annotation of a GenBank genome assembly. NCBI's taxonomy places the organism in Eukaryota, Metazoa, Chordata, Amphibia, Anura, Pelobatidae.